Messenger RNA from Acanthocheilonema viteae, 322 nucleotides. The record is from the annotation of a GenBank genome assembly. Lineage: Eukaryota; Metazoa; Nematoda; Chromadorea; Rhabditida; Onchocercidae.
AUUUGGUUGGGAAGAUGAUUAUCAUAAUCAUUCGCUAUCAAAAUGGCAAAAAUUAAAGCCAAAAAUAUGGCAUUUAUUCGAUGAGCCUUAUUCGUCCCAUGGGGCAAAAAUAAUUGCUGUUGUAUCAGUUUUCUUUCUAAUCAUAGCUAUCCUCGUAUUUUGUCUUAAAACACAUCCCGGUUUACGGGUUGCCGAGUUGGUUGAUAUGCAAAUCAAUAUUACGUCUGGUCGUUAUUAUCGUUCUAUCGGUUUCCCGACUAAAUAUCGCACCGAAACAAUUGGUAUUGAUAAACAAAAUUCCAAACCACAUCCAGAUGGUUGA